This is a messenger RNA of Letharia columbiana, 354 nucleotides long. RefSeq lists its product as uncharacterized. The record is from RefSeq and is a predicted model, not a curated record. Lineage: Eukaryota; Fungi; Ascomycota; Lecanoromycetes; Lecanorales; Parmeliaceae. The transcript is spliced from 3 exons. The coding region runs from base 1 to 354 and encodes 117 amino acids.
AUGACAACCGCCGUCACUGGAGACAUUAUUGUCCCAGAUGUUCGCCUGCUACCUCUCCACCGAAUCUCCUACCCUGAGACCGCGAGGAAGGUGCUAGCCGCAAACCCCAAAAAGAAGCUCCAGAAACACGAAAUGGAGGACCUGUGGGACGGCAUUAUGGACAACGUCUUCGACUUUGAAGUUACGCUCUGGAAGCAAAAGAAAAAUAAGCUUCUGUCGGAGACCGAGUACCGCAAACUUCAAGCGGGGGCGAAGACCUCGAGAAAGCGUAAGCGUGGGGAGAUCAGUGAGGCAUCUGGAGCUUCUGACGUCGAAGUCCAACCAGCGACAACCAAGGCAGCUGCCCAGCCGUAG